AUGGCUGCUGUUGUCCAACAGAACGACCUGGUAUUUGAAUUUGCUAGUAACGUCAUGGAGGAUGAACAACAGCUUGGUGACCCAGCCAUCUUUCCUGCUGUAAUUGUGGAGCAUGUGCCUGGUGCCGAUAUUCUCAACAGUUACGCUGGCCUGGCCUGUGUGGAGGAGCCCAGUGACAUGAUUACCGAGAGCUCCCUGGAUGUUGCUGAGGAGGAAAUCAUAGACGAUGAGAAUGACGACAUCACCCUGCCAGUUGAAGCUUCCUGUCAAAAUGGGGAUGAAACGAUUGAAACUAUUGAGGCGGCUGAGGCACUCCUCAAUAUGGAUUCCCCUGAUUCUAUGCUGGAUGAGAAGCGACUGAAUAAUAAUAUAUUUAGUUCAUCUGAAGAAGACCUUGUUAUUGCCCCAGUCACCCAUGUAUCUGUUACGUUGGAUGGGAUUCCUGAAGUAAUGGAAACUCAGCAGAUUCACGAGACAUACGCUGAGUCGUUAGGAACCUCGUCACCAGAACAACCUAAGAGGAAAAAAGGGAGAAAAACUAAACCACCACGACCCGAUUCCCCAACCACUACACCAAACAUAUCUGUGAAGAAGAAAAGCAAAGAUGGGAAGGGGAACACAAUUUAUCUUUGGGAAUUUUUAUUGGCUCUGCUUCAGGACAAAGCGACCUGUCCCAAAUAUAUCAAAUGGACCCAGCGAGAAAAAGGCAUUUUUAAAUUGGUAGAUUCUAAAGCAGUGUCCAGAUUGUGGGGGAAGCACAAAAAUAAACCUGAUAUGAAUUAUGAGACCAUGGGAAGAGCUCUCAGGUACUAUUACCAAAGGGGUAUUCUGGCAAAAGUGGAAGGUCAGCGCUUGGUGUAUCAAUUUAAAGAAAUGCCAAAAGAUCUUGUUUAUAUAGACGAUGAUGAUCCAAGUUCCAGCAUAGAGUCUUCAGAUCCAUCACUGUCUUCAACAGCCGCUUCCAGUAGGAACCAAGGAAGCCGAUCCAGAGUAUCUUCAAGUACAGGGAUCAAAGGAGGAGCCACUCCAGUCCUCAAACCAGGGAAUUCAAAAGCUACGAAACCCAAAGAGCCUGUGGAAGUUGUGCAGCCGUCAGAAACUUUGAGGACAUUGCAGUCCCCACAGUCUCCGUAUCCUACUCAGCUCUACCGGACUGUUCGUGUAGUGCAGCCAGUACAGACUGUCCCAGAAGGAGAAGCGUCCACAGCCAGCAGCAUGCAGGAGGAAACAUUAAAUUCUUCUGUUCAGAGUAUUAGGACCAUCCAAGCUCCUGCCCAAGUUCCAGUAGUGGUCUCUCCAGGGAACCAGCAGUUGCACACAGUAACACUCCAGACGGUGCCACUUACAACUGUGAUAGCCAGCACAGAUCCAUCGUCUGGUGCUGGGUCACAGAAGUUUAUUUUACAAGCCAUUCCGUCCUCACAGCCCAUGACUGUACUGAAAGAAAAUGUCAUGCUUCAGUCACCGAAGCCAGGCUCUCCACCUUCGAUUGUCUUCAGCCCUGUACAGCAGGUUCUUAAUAGUAGCGUUCAGGCCAUUUGCAAUGGAACCAGCAGUAUGGCUUCAUCUCCGUCCUUCAGUGCCACUACACCUGUGGUGACCUUUUCCCCUCGAAGCUCACAACUGGUUGCUCACCCUCCUGGCACUGUCAUUACUUCAGUUAUUAAAGCUCAAGAUACAAAAACUCUCAUACAGGAAGUGGUGAAAAAGGAGGGUGAGGAUAAUUUGAAUGAAGACACUGAGAAAACUGAGCAUCAGGCCCAGCCUUAUGUGAUGGUGGUGUCCAGUUCCAGUGCACUGACCUCUCAGGUAGCUGUGAAACAGAAUGAACUGCUGGAACCCAACUCCUUUUAA
Elephantulus edwardii (Cape elephant shrew) is the source of this 1854-nucleotide messenger RNA. RefSeq names its product E74-like factor 1 (ets domain transcription factor) (gene ELF1). Gene Ontology annotation, biological process: cell differentiation; regulation of transcription by RNA polymerase II. Bases 1 to 1854 code for a protein of 617 amino acids. Gene Ontology annotation, molecular function: sequence-specific DNA binding; DNA-binding transcription factor activity, RNA polymerase II-specific. The transcript has 8 exons. The record is from RefSeq and is a predicted model, not a curated record. Lineage: Eukaryota; Metazoa; Chordata; Mammalia; Macroscelidea; Macroscelididae. Gene Ontology annotation, cellular component: nucleus.